AUGGUAUACGCCGUCAUGAGAGACACGAUCCAGACUUCAAAAGGCGACUACUACCAAGAUGAGGAUUACACAGAAACCAUCGAGUUGUAUUUUAUUUUGAAAGAUGCGAAUACAAGAGUACGAGCCGAAUAUGAAGACUGGAACGGCGACGUCUCCAAUCAUGAGGAAUUCAACUUCGACUUUACGGGUGGAGGCACGCAUUUUUGGGAAAUGUUGGAUACUCUGGAGGUUGAGGGUGUUCGGGUGUAUGUUAAGGAGGAACCGGUCAAAGGUCCUGGCUCUGAGCCUGUGAGGGUUUGGAAGAGAGCGUUGCCUGGUGAAGGCUCAGAAGAAGGGUCAGAGAAAGACUCAGAUGAAGACUCGGACGAAGAUUGA
Messenger RNA from Glarea lozoyensis ATCC 20868, 375 nucleotides. RefSeq lists its product as uncharacterized. The coding region runs from base 1 to 375 and encodes 124 amino acids. NCBI's taxonomy places the organism in Eukaryota, Fungi, Ascomycota, Leotiomycetes, Helotiales, Helotiaceae. The record is from RefSeq and is a predicted model, not a curated record. The transcript has a single exon.